UAGAACAUUGUCAUUAAAUGUAAACAUUGUCUUUGGUAAGGACAAAUUCGGCAAGUUGUUUUUUGCAGAAAAAACAACAAUUUUUAAAAACGAUAAAGAAUAAACAAACAUUUAUAAAUAAUAUAAUAAAACUGUUUGGCAGAAACCACCACCAGUAAAUGUUUUACAUUUCAGACCGUAAGUGGUAAGGUCGGAAGAUGGUGAAAGGGGCAAUGUUAUGCAAGCAAUAAAAAACAUUACAAUUUACUUCAUCUCAUUUUAAUGAAUGUAAUAAGCGAAAAAGUUGCUCUAGAAAAUGGUGUUUAAGCGUAUCGUGUUGAAUAUAAAGCGUAGUUCCAAUGCUACAUUACAAGCAUGGUGCUACCAAUGCGAAUCCAUACUGGCCCAACGUUCGCGUAGACUGCAGCAGCUUUUUACAUUUUAUCAUCGGGUCUAUGGACCGCAGGGCCUUAGGCUACUAAUACGUUCUUAUCACCGUCAACUGCCUCAAUUCAAAGGUAAAAAUUUGGUUCUUAGUGCCGUGGGGGCGAUGGGAUUAACCGUAAAUGCUGGUUCCGGUUUCGACUGGUCGAAGGAACGCCUAAGUUUGACUAACUUUGAAAGUUGCCAAGGCGAUGUGGAAUUCAUUAAUACUCUGUCGCAGAAUAAACUAUGCGACCUAUGCAAAGAGUACAAAAUGAAAUACUGCUAUUGUCUUGUGGGCAAUAAGAAAAACAUGACAACGCCCCGAGGCGGCGGAAGGUCAACAAAAGGCAUGCCGAAACACAUAUUCAAUAUAAGCAAGGAUGGAGUAGAGGGCGAAUCGGUUUAUGGUAAGGCGUUGAUACGCAGCGCCGAAGAACAACCAUGGGAGCCAUAUAUAAGCAAAGAUCAAUUUUCAAUUUGGAGGCGAGAAGAACGCACUGCAAUGUACUCUUAUAAAGUAUAUGCUCGAUUUAAUGAUAUAUCAGCUGCCGACCUAAUGCACGUGCAAGUCGAUUUAGACUAUAGAAAGGAAUGGGAUAAUACCGCUGUGGCAUUAAACAUGAUUGAGGAGGACCCCUUGCCUGGCACCAACUCACAUUUAAUCUACUGGGAAAUGCAAUGGCCAAAACUAUUCAACAAUCGCGAUUACGUCUACUGUCGCCGUUUUAUAUGCGAUGAAAAGCGCAAGCUUAUGAUGGUGGCCAAUCGUGGUACAACACAUCCAAAUUACCCCCAAUAUGCGAACAAAGUGCGCGUCACCGACUAUUGGAGUUUUAUGGUAAUAAAACCGUUUCGUAGCUUUCAAGAGCCCGGUGUGCAUUAUGUGUUGACUUAUUACGACGAUCCAGGUCUGCCCAUACCACAAAGUGUCAAAUCCUGGGUUGCUCAAAAGCAAAUGCCUGACGUUUUACGUAAUAUGUAUCAUGCAACAAAGAACUAUUCAUAUCGAAAGGCAAGAGCCAUGAAGGAUGCUUUCACUAACUUCACAGCAAAAGACGACAAUGAAUAUAUGGGCAAUAAGUCACGAGAAAAUUGGUUCAAAAAAUUCCUACUGCGACAUAGUAAUAACAACACUUUAAGCGAGAAGGAAAAUUGAAAAUGAAAUAUAUGCAAUCUGCAAAUGAAAUAACACAUAGAAAUGCAUAAUGGAUGCAGCUAUGCAAAUAUAAUGAAAUCAACAUUAAUUACAAGACAAAGUUAAAAAAGAAAUUAUCCGAUAGUUUAUGAUUGUGAAGUUAUAACAAGAUAAUUGGAAAAGUCAAAAUAGCUAUAAAAUGGCUAAGAGAAAACAAAAUUCAUUUUGAUGGAUGCUGUCGUCGUUUCCCUUACAAUUAGGCUUUUGAAAUUCGACUUAAAAUUAAAGGACAUGAAAAUUGAAAACCAAAGCAGGUACUACUUAUGACUUUCACGAAGAACUUUAUAGUUGAUGGGUGAAAGCAUUUAUGCACUAAUUUGGGUAUCCUUUAAGCAAGGGAAAUGUAAACUUGCCUUGAGUUGAAAAAUUUCGCAUUAUAGUACAUAGAAUGAAAGUUUAAACUAGAAAAGAAAACCAAAAAGCUAAGUCUAAAAAAAAGAAAGCAUUAGAAUACUCAAUUUCUUCCUUCUUCUUAUUAAAUCUAACAUCCUACUCACAUUAGCAUAUGAAUAAUACUGAAAAGUAUAAUCAUCGUAUAUUCUUAGUUCUCCAUGGAAACAAAAUACAUAUAGGAUUUUUCUUUUCUUUUUAAUACAAAUUUUUACUCCCGUAUGUGGGCACAACCCAUAACAGCAUAUGUCUAUGGAGAAAAUGAAACGGAAAUGUGUUGUUAUGCCAUGGAAGCAGCGAAUGCUACUGCUAAAUGCUACACAUCCCAAUUAAGAUUCGUGCAAUAUAUUAGCAUUUUAUCGAUAAAGUAUAUGCAUUUUAAAAAUGCCAUCAUACUUAUAAUUUUGUUACAAAAAAAAUGUUUCUUUUUUGUUGGAAAUUUAACAUAUAGUUUUUUAUUCUGAUCUCACAUUGUUCUGCGAAAAAUCGAAUGGAGAAUUUAAGAAAGAUAAUUAAUAUGUUAGAUUUUCUAUAUAUGCCAAAUUCAUCAAUCUGAAUAACGCUAACA
This is a messenger RNA of Stomoxys calcitrans (stable fly), 2558 nucleotides long. RefSeq names its product stAR-related lipid transfer protein 7, mitochondrial. Gene Ontology annotation, molecular function: lipid binding. The record is from RefSeq and is a predicted model, not a curated record. Lineage: Eukaryota; Metazoa; Arthropoda; Insecta; Diptera; Muscidae. The coding region runs from base 296 to 1561 and encodes 421 amino acids. The transcript has 2 exons.